AUGGCAACUCUCACGAUGACAGCCCCGCCACCCACCAAAUCGAAGAAAAGCCUCAAGCUUCCACCUGAAAAUGAACGGUAUAUGAGGGCGUGCUCUGAUAUCGCAAAUGCUCUGAUCCAGGAUUAUGAGUCGCAGAAGGAUCCUACGAAACCUAGGAAGGAUAUCAAUCUCAAUAAGCUGCGCGGUCAAAUCGCGAAAAAGCACGUCCUGGGCAGCCAGCCGCCUUUGACAGCCAUCAUCUCGGCUGUUCCUGAACACUACAAGAAAUAUAUUCUCCCGAAGUUGAUUGCGAAGCCAAUAAGAACGUCCUCUGGUAUCGCCGUUGUAGCUGUGAUGAGCAAACCCCACCGUUGCCCCCAUAUCGCCUAUACCGGUAACAUCUGUGUCUAUUGCCCCGGCGGCCCCGAUUCGGACUUCGAAUAUUCUACCCAGUCUUAUACCGGUUAUGAACCCACGUCGAUGCGAGCAAUCCGCGCGCGAUAUGACCCGUUCGAGCAGGCAAGAGGAAGAGUUGACCAAAUCAAGUCGCUUGGUCACAGUGUGGACAAGGUCGAAUACAUUAUCAUGGGAGGAACCUUUAUGUCUCUGCCGGCGGAAUACCGAGAUUCAUUCGUCGCCCAACUUCACAAUGCGCUGAGUGGCUACCAAACCGACAACGUCGAUGAAGCAGUCCAGGCUGGGGAAAUGAGUAAUAUAAAGUGCGUGGGGAUAACCAUUGAAACUCGCCCAGACUACUGUUUGGACACACACUUGAGUAGCAUGCUUCGCUACGGAUGUACGAGACUCGAAGUUGGGGUCCAAAGUUUAUACGAGGAUGUUGCGAGAGAUACAAACCGUGGUCACACCGUUGCUGCUGUGGCAGAAACUUUCAAGCUUUCGAAAGAUGCGGGAUUCAAAGUGGUCAGCCACAUGAUGCCUGAUUUGCCUAACGUGGGCAUGGAGCGUGAUUUGUUUCAGUUCGAGGAGUAUUUUGAGAACCCAGACUUUCGAACUGAUGGGCUGAAGAUUUACCCCACGCUUGUCAUUCGCGGAACCGGUCUUUACGAGCUUUGGAGGACGGGUCGUUACAAAAACUAUACUCCAAAUGCGCUUAUCGACCUUGUUGCUCGUAUUCUCGCACUUGUGCCACCCUGGACCCGUAUCUAUCGAGUUCAGCGAGAUAUCCCGAUGCCACUGGUUACUUCGGGAGUCGAGAAUGGUAACCUGCGAGAGCUGGCUCUAGCGCGCAUGAAAGACUUCGGUACUACUUGUCGAGACGUUCGCACGCGCGAGGUCGGUAUCAACGAGGUCAAGAACAAGAUUCGCCCCUCUCAAGUGGAGCUUAUUCGUCGUGACUAUGCAGCCAACGGUGGUUGGGAGACUUUCCUCGCCUACGAGGAUCCCAAGCAGGAUAUUCUGAUCGGUCUUUUGCGUCUGCGCAAGUGCAGCUCGACGCAUACGUUCCGCCCCGAGUUUACUAGCCAGCAAACUAGCAUCAUUCGUGAACUGCACGUGUACGGUUCCGCUGUUCCGCUCCACGGGCGUGAUGCUCGUAAGUUCCAACAUCGAGGCUUCGGAACCUUGUUGAUGGAGGAGGCCGAACGAAUUGCACGAGAGGAACACGGAAGCCAAAAGAUCAGCGUCAUCUCAGGCGUUGGUGUCCGCAGUUACUAUGCUCGCCUCGGGUAUACAUUGGACGGACCCUACAUGUCCAAGAUGCUUGAGCCGAUUGAAGGAGACGAAUAUUAA
Molecule: messenger RNA, 1728 nt
Organism: Aspergillus puulaauensis
Lineage: Eukaryota; Fungi; Ascomycota; Eurotiomycetes; Eurotiales; Aspergillaceae
Gene: ELP3
Product: Elongator subunit ELP3
Exons: 2
Coding region: 1-1728 (575 amino acids)
Biological process (GO): tRNA wobble base 5-methoxycarbonylmethyl-2-thiouridinylation
Cellular component (GO): elongator holoenzyme complex; nucleus; cytoplasm
Molecular function (GO): acyltransferase activity, transferring groups other than amino-acyl groups; iron-sulfur cluster binding
Source: RefSeq, a predicted model, not a curated record